UCAUUCUGUCUGUUGGGGAACCGGCCGCCACUCCCCCACUCCCCUAGACCCCUCUUUUUGGUGCCCCUCAACUUUGGCGAGCGGGGGCGCGCGCCGCACGCGGCUGCACCUGCCCUGGCGCUCCGGGACUACGGACCGGUGCGCUCCGCCGGGGUAGCGGCGUUGACGCGCCCGACUCCAGAACGCUGGGCUAGUGUCUGCGCCGCGCGGACUCCAGGGAGCAAGCGGAGGACUGCGUGGCGGGUUGGGUAGGACCUGAACCGCUAAAAGCGGAACCGCCUCCCGCCCUCGCUCCAGCCGCCCGCCCGCCCGAAGCUGAGUCGCCGGCAGCUGAGUCCCUGGCGGAGGACGGACCAGGGAGUUUCCUCUCGCACUGGAUGGAGCUGAACUUUGGGCGGCCAGAGCAGCGCGGCCGUCCGCGGAUCGCUGCAUGCUGAGCUCCCUCGGCGAGACCCAGCGGCAGCUCGGGAUUUUCGGGGGGGGCGGGGACCAGCUGCGCGCCGGCACCAUGUUCCUGGCGACCCUGUACUUCGCACUGCCGCUUCUGGACGUGCUCCUGUCGGCCGAGGUGAGCGGCGGGGACCGCUUGGACUGUGUGAAAGCCAGCGACCAGUGCCUGAAGGAGCAGAGCUGCAGCACCAAGUACCGCACGCUGAGGCAGUGCGUGGCGGGCAAGGAGACCAACUUCAGCCUGACCUCGGGCCUGGAGGCCAAGGACGAGUGCCGCAGCGCCAUGGAGGCCCUCAAACAGAAGUCGCUCUACAACUGCCGCUGCAAGCGGGGUAUGAAGAAGGAGAAGAACUGCCUGCGCAUCUACUGGAGCAUGUACCAGAGCCUGCAGGGAAAUGAUCUGCUUGAAGAUUCCCCUUAUGAACCAGUUAACAGCAGAUUGUCUGAUAUAUUCCGAGUGGUCCCAUUCAUACCAGAUGUUUUCCAGCAAGUGGAGCACAUCCCGAAAGGGAACAGCUGCCUGGACGCCGCCAAGGCCUGCAACCUGGACGACACCUGCAAGAAGUACAGGUCCGCCUACAUCACCCCGUGUACCACCAGCAUGUCCAACGAGGUCUGCAACCGGCGCAAGUGCCACAAGGCCCUCCGGCAGUUCUUCGACAAGGUGCCGGCCAAGCACAGCUACGGGAUGCUCUUCUGCUCCUGCAGGGACAUCGCCUGCACCGAGCGCAGGCGGCAGACCAUCGUGCCUGUGUGCUCCUACGAGGAGAGGGAGAAGCCCAACUGCUUGAAUUUGCAGGACUCCUGCAAGACGAAUUACAUCUGCAGAUCUCGCCUGGCGGAUUUUUUCACCAACUGCCAACCGGAGUCAAGGUCUGUCAGCAGCUGUCUGAAGGAGAACUACGCCGACUGCCUCCUCGCCUACUCGGGGCUUAUUGGUACAGUCAUGACCCCCAACUACAUAGACUCCAGCAGCCUCAGCGUGGCCCCCUGGUGUGACUGCAACAACAGUGGAAACGACCUGGAGGAGUGCUUGAAAUUCCUGAACUUCUUCAAGGACAACACAUGUCUCAAAAAUGCAAUUCAAGCCUUUGGCAAUGGCUCGGAUGUGACGGUGUGGCAGCCAGCCCUCCCAGCUCAGACCACCACUGCCACCACCACCACAGCCUUCCGGGUCAAGAACAAGCCCCUGGGGCCAGCGGGGUCUGAGAAUGAAAUCCCCACUCAUGUUUUACCGCCUUGUGCAAAUUUACAGGCACAGAAGCUGAAAUCCAAUAUGUCGGGCAGUACACACCUCUGUCUUUCUGAUCGUGAUUACGAAAAGGAUGGUCUCGCUGGUGCUUCCAGCCACAUAACCACAAAAUCAAUGGCUGCUCCUCCACGCUGCGGUCUGAGCCCACUGCUGGCCCUGGUGGUAACUGCCCUGUCCACCCUAUUAUCUUUAUCUUUGGCAGAAACAUUGUAGCUGCAUUUAAAAAAAAAAUACGGACAUGUGAAAAAGACAAACACCAAGUUAUCUGUUUCCUGUCCUCUUGUAUAUCUGAAAUUCCAGUUUUAGGAGCUCAGUUGAGACACUGCUAAAACAGUUUCAUCCAACUGGAACUUGUUUCUUUCUUUUUCUUUCUGUCUCUCUCUCUUUUUUUUUUUUUUAAGAAAGCUUCUUGUGAUCCUUAGGGCUUAUAUGGGAUCCCCGAUGCAGAGCAACAUUCCAGACUCAAAAGGCUUUGGGGCAUGCUGUAUUAUAAAGGGGCAGUUUGUUAAUUUGGCUGUAAAGCCAGCUGGGGCCAGGUUUUUCAAGAGGAUGAUGAGGAUGAGGGUUUUAACAACUGAACUCUGGCCUUUGCUAGCUAGAGAAGGAGUUUCUAAAGAAUCCUCCAUAGCUCAUGUAGUAACUUUGAUUUCUGAUGACACAACUGCAGCUGUCGGUACAUGGAUGCCAAGCCUUUUUUGGUCACAAAGCAAAGAUUCUCAUCCAAUCUUGAUGGACUUUUGUGCAAACAAGCUUGUACCAAUGUUCACCUUUCUAUCUGUACGAGCAUUUUCCGCGCUAACGUUUAUGUACUGUAAACAGUUCUGCACUCUCCUCCAAAACCAAAAACACCUGUCACAUCCAAAUGUAGUGUGUCUUCUAGUCAAAUCAGAGAGUGAGAGUGGGCGCGAGACUUCACGGAACCUUGAUCACUGAGACAUUCUCCUGAGCCUUACUGAGAGAGAAGCCCUCAAACUAAUAAGAGUCAAAUAUAGCCGAAGCAUCGCUCUAAUAUUCUUUACACGUAUGAGGUUAUAUGUAGAAAAAAAAUUUUACUACUAAAUGAUUUCAACUAUUGGCUUUCUAUAUUUUGAAAGUAAUGAUAUUGUCUUCAUUUUUUUACUGGUGGUUUAAUACCAAACACAUGGAGCUUGUUUUCCUCUCGUAAGAAGUGUUCGCUCCGAAAUUAACUUCACGAAUACAGCUCUUCAAAAGCAGACUCUGAGGAGCCUCAUGCUUCAGCAGGAAGCUCUGCAUCACAUUACUGCGGACAGGCAGGAGGAAACGGAGCAGCCAGGCCUUGUCUUUUAUCGUUUCUUGAAAGGCAAGUGUGCAUACCCGUGAGGAAGCCAGUGGCCACUUGUAAAUUUCUGCACCGUCUAAUGGCACCCUUGCCAGUUGACACAAGCCAGUACCUUGGUUUUCAUGUUACCUGACAAAGGCGGCUGUGACUGGGAUGGGAGAACAGGGCGUCCUGCCAUCCCUUCUGAAACAGAUCCAUGCCAUGGUACAUAGUUCUCUUCCUAAGGAUUGUCUUGACUCCCAGCAUUGAUGGCUUGGCUGCUGUGUAGAGCAGUUUGGUCUGAAGGUCACUGGGACUCUGCUUGCACUGUGUUCUGUGUCCUCCAUGAUGGACUGUGACUGACUCUGCAAAAAAAGGAGGAAGGUUUGUGGAUCAAGAGAGUCACCAUUAGGUCUGUGGAGAUGAGUCAGUUGGCACAGAUACACCGAACAGAGCAGGACUUUGGAUAUAAGGCAUCCAGCUUGUUAACUGCACGUCAUCUUCCAUCGCAUCUUCCUUAAAUGAAUGGACCCAGGAGGGCACUUUUGAAGUGGAGGUCUGGUUGAAAUGGUGAGAUUCGAAGUCUACAAGGAUCAAGUCCUAGUAGUAGCCAUGUUUCUCUCAAACUGAACAGAGACGAGGAGAUUCCCACCUUAACAGAGUGCUCAAAGCAUUAGCUUCUUCCCACAUCAGUAGAGGGGAUGGAGGAGGAAACCCAGUGUUCACAUCUCAUCCCAAUUCCCUUUACCCACGGAUGUUUGCCUUGUAAGAAUUAAUCCAAUUGCUAGGGUGGGAAGUCUAUUAAAUUUAAGAUGAAGGCAUAGUCUUUUAGCUCUAUUGGUGUUUAAAGUACAUUUAUAUCCAAAUGUUAAUAAACAUAAAUGUAUAAUACUAAGUACUGAGUUUUUUCACUUCAAAAUGUUUUCAAGGGAAAUUCAUCAAACAGAUUUGAUGAGCAAAAGGUUUCGUAAAGACUCUUACUUUGAAUAAACACACUGAAUGUGUC
Vicugna pacos (alpaca) is the source of this 3987-nucleotide messenger RNA. It is a transcript of the gene GFRA1, whose product is annotated as GDNF family receptor alpha 1. Gene Ontology annotation, cellular component: signaling receptor complex; external side of plasma membrane. Lineage: Eukaryota; Metazoa; Chordata; Mammalia; Artiodactyla; Camelidae. The record is from RefSeq and is a predicted model, not a curated record. Gene Ontology annotation, biological process: nervous system development. Gene Ontology annotation, molecular function: signaling receptor activity.